UAAUUUCGUUUUUUAAGAUUUCUCAAGAAAAUCUUAACGUUUUUUACUUUCGAUCGAUAGUAGAGCAAUUCCAUUAGAAAAUAAGCAAGAGCGGUUGUAUAAAUAAGUAUUGCGGUGUCAGUGAGCCGGUGUAAUGAGUCAAAGGAUUAAGGUCAUGGCUUAGUAGCUGCCAGCGGCGCGGCCUCAGCGCUAGAGGAGCGGGAGCGGAGCGUGCGGCAGCAACAACAGCGCCGCGAUGAGUGACUUUGGCCCGGCGUCGCGCGCCGCUCGACCCAAUUGGUCGCUCGCCGGUACCCGCCCAGAGGAGGGGGCAACGCACACAAUCUCACACUCACCUAAGAUAAUUUAUUUUAUGUUAUACCGUUUGAAUAUUUUAUAUCUGUGUGAGUUUUUUCGGUCGGUAUGCGUUCAGUGUGAAAUAUUCGCGCGAUAAGAAAGAAGAGGGGAACAGAUCGAUCGGGGACGUUGCGCUUUUUAUUUCGAUACUUGGUUUUGUUAUUGUCAUAGUUUAAUUGUAGAUUGUUAUCCUAUUUGAUCUAGCCACUUGCGCACUUUUACACAGCAAUUUUAUUUGAAAUCUUUCUCAUUAUUCAUAACCUUAAACUUGUAUCGCAGAUUCUUGGUCCUUUAUGUUUUCAUGUUUUUCCUUUGAGUAACAAUUAUGAACUUCUAAGAAGCAUACGAGACUUAUACUUAAGAACCUAACAAGACUUUUAAUGGAAAAUCACGUAAAGAAUAACACAGUUCUUUAUGAAACAACAUGAAAUGUACAAUACUGUGAAGUAUAUGUAUAAUCCAAGUGAACUGGUGUUUUAGGUACGCCUAUAAAUUUGUGUAAGCUGGUACGCAAUACAGACAUAAGUGCAACACAUUCAAAGGACCGUUUAAUGCUGUCACCGCUAAAAUGUUUCCACCGCUAAACCGACCCCACUAAUAUAAGCUAUCGAGUACACAACAGGCCGCAACCGUCGAUUUUACUGACAGGCUUGUAUAGCUACCCAAGUACGUUUCACAUGAAGGGAAAAUAAAAAUUACAAAUGUCGUGGUUACCUUUAAUCAAAUGCAAAGCUAUCAUUAAGUCGAGGCUUCGGCAAACUCGCUCGUCGUGCGCAUCGUCACUGUUAAUUAUCACAAUAUAUAUGUAUAAAAUAAAAUAAAAGAGACCGCUCCGUACCAAUACUAACAUAAAAAAUACGAGAAAAGAAAGAGAAGCUUUAAAAAAGAAAGGAGUGCAUCUACCCCCACCUCCGGUGGCCCCCACCGCGUCGGGCCGCCCCUGUGGCGGGCGCCACCCACCGCACCGCAAAAAUCGAGAGCGUCGACGGCGCGCGGGGUCAAACGGCGACGCGAGCGUGAAAAGAAGGAGCGGUGUGCGAGCGACACGCACACAGCCGCGAGUGUGCGUGUGCGCGCCGAGAGGGACGGCCGACGCGAGAGCGGGACGGCGGCGCCAAUUACUAUCACCUGGCGGGCAGCUACCGCAUUACCCACUGCCGCCGCGCGCGCGACCACGCGCCCGCUGCACCACGCGGCUCGCUCCGCUCCUGUGACGCUCCGCCGUAUCCCGACUCUACCGCAAUCGAUAUUCGCACCGUGCGGACCCGCGGCUCCAGCGUGCACCGUCGCGAGUGCAGCCCGUGCCCGCUCCGACUCCGCUCGGGGGUGCACCGCUACGUCGCCCCGCGUGUCGACCAGUGCCAGCGCGCGACAAACAUGCAACUGUGAAGUGUGUGCGGACAGUGACACAGACCUAACACUAAUCGUGAUAACUUACAAGUUUACUGGCGAGUUACGCACUACGAGAUGACGUCCCAGUUCGCCUUCAGAGGAUCUCCCCCCAAUCAGAGCACCAUCUCGACAGCCUCCAACAGUCCGCCGCCGGCGCAGGCGGGAAUGAGCGCGGGCGCGGGCGGCGCGAGCGGCGCGGCGCGGCCCAGCUCGCCCGCGGCCGCGGCCCCGCGCUGCUGCGACACAGGCCGCCCUAUAUUCCAGGACCCUAUCACCGGCCAGACUGUCUGCUCGUGUCAAUACGAGUUUCUCAACUACCAGAGGCUCGCUUCCGGCGUGCCUCUGUCUAUGUACAGUGCCCCUUACUCAGACGCCGCUGCGGCUACAGCUGCCGGUAUGGCGGCCUAUUUUCCCGCUUUAGCAGCUGAUCAACCGCCCUUUUACAGCAACGCCGCUGCUGGCAUCGAACUGAAAGAAAACCUGGCGGCGAGUGCGGCCACCUGGCCCUACCCGACUGUUUACCAUCCAUACGACGCAGCCUUCGCCGGGUACCCUUUCAACGGGUAUGGAAUGGAUCUAAAUGGAGCACGUAGAAAAAAUGCUACCAGAGAAACUACAAGCACUUUGAAGGCAUGGCUGAACGAACACAAGAAGAACCCAUACCCCACGAAGGGCGAGAAGAUCAUGUUGGCGAUCAUCACGAAGAUGACGCUGACGCAGGUGUCGACGUGGUUCGCGAACGCGCGUCGCCGCCUCAAGAAGGAGAACAAGAUGACGUGGGAGCCGAGGAACAGAGUCGAUGACGACGACAAUAACAAUGACGACGAUGACCAUAAAAGCACCGAUGGAAAAGACGGUCUAGAUGGAAAAGACUCAGGAACGGGCUCUAGCGAAGAUGGAGAUAGACCACAACAGAGAUUGGAUAUGCUUGGUCAAAGAACAGAGUCGGAAUGGUCCGAAUCUCGCGCCGACAGUGGUCCUGAAUCACCUGAGCCUUAUGAAAGGCCCAUUCAUCCAGCUUAUCAGCAUUUACCUUCUCGUGCUCCACCGGGCAGUACCCCAGCUUCAGCUAAACCAAGAAUAUGGUCACUAGCCGAUAUGGCAAGCAAAGAAGGGGAAGCACCGGCUCCGCCGUCCCCGGCAUCUGCUUUCUACCAGUCCGCAGCAGCGGCAGCCGCGGCCCGGCUGGCCCACCCGUACAGCCGGCCGGAGCUGUACCGCGGGCUGUACCCGCCGACCCACCCGGCCGACGUGGCCCUGCUGGAGUACUCGCGGUCGCUGGCGCUGGCCGCACCGGCCCCGGCCCCGCCGGCUCCGUCGCCGUCCUCGUCGUCCACCUCCUCGCUGGCCGAGCCGCCACCUCCUCCCCGCGCCUGACCGCUGGCCCCCCGCCCGCCGCUGGCGCAUCGACAAUAAAUUCGAUCUCUUCUGAUGAGUGCCGCGAGGGUCUUCUCAGCCUGUAAAUAGCGCGAUAGACUAAAUAAUAUAAAUAUGUAUACAUACGUAUAAAUACGUGAUAAUAAUUAUUAUGCACCGGUAGAGAAGCUUAGAUUUGUGAUAGUGGACACAUGCGAGCGGUGCGCCACCUGCCGCCGCCCGCGACGUGAGGUUGACAACUCGCAAACGACGUCGACGCUGCGCCUGCGCCGACCGACCGACAAUACUAGGUGCUAUACAAGUUGGACCUUGCGACAUGUUGCUGUAGUUCUUAUUGGAGGUGGUUAAACGAAGUGAUUUGAUUCAAAAAUAGGUAUUAAUAUGUGUUAAGUUUCUUAUAGAUAAACAACACUGUUUUAGAUUAUUAUUUGUACGUAGUGUAAAUUAUUAUUUCAAAUGUUCUACUUAUAUUUAGUGCCUAAUUACGUCCAGUGUUUCUAUUGUUUGAUAGUUUCUUGAAAUAUCUAACAUUCGAAUUUUAAUAUUUAUUGAUACGAGGUCAGUAGAAUAACGAGUCGUUAAUGUAAGUUUUUUAUCUACAAUAUAUCAAUAUUAUAUCAGAUUUAUUGAGGAUUUCGGAAAAUCUGUAUAGCUUUUCUAGUCAGAAGACUAUGAUUGUCUGUGUUAAACAUUAAUGAAAUUACAUAACUGUAUCUUAAUAUUCAAUUAACACUUUAGUUAUUAAAUGAUUUCCGUUUGAGUGGGGCUGAUGUGACACAAGUCGAUAAUACAACAAAACAGUAAUUACCACACAGCAAGUCAUGAAGCAUAGAUCGUGUAUUAGUACUUGGUCUGAUAGUCACAGAAUAUUCACAUUAAAUUGUAAAGUCAAAAGUUUUUAGCCACGUGGGACCAACGAAACGUGAAAUGCGGAAGAGAGUCGAGUUUCCUGCGAAAUUAAAAUAAUUAGACUCCAAAUAAAAGUUGCUCGCGGUCAUAGUAUCUACAUAAUUGUAGACAAUUUAUUGUCACAAUUAAAAUAUCUAGCAUUAAUUUUAACUUUUGUUUGCGUACUCCAGCACAUAUAAAAGUUGAACAAACCGUGUUUGAGUUACAUACGCAUAACUAGGUACCUUAUUUCCAUUUCAUAUCGUGCCAACUUUUCCUAUUAUUAUAACUAUUUUAAUAAUUUUUUUGGUUACUAAUAAUUUUAUGCAUUUAUAUUCGUGCUUUCGAUUGUAUUAAUAGGUUAAAGUAUUUUAGAAGAAUUUGUGCCUAGUUUAAAAAUAACAAUAUUUAAUUAUUGAGGUAAGUUUAGUGGCGUAUUGUUGAAGGAAAUUAUUAAUUUCAAGUAUUUUUCGUUAUGAGUAAGGCACCGGCACGCCAAAUACUGUUUUCUUUUUAAUUCAGUACUAUUGACAUUUUAUUUUAGAAAUAUUAAUGUUUAACACGAGUUAAAGUAGGAACGCAGACAUAAAUAGAUCUGAAAUUAUUUAAAAGUUGAAUCAUAAAAUAAUAUUCUCCAACCGUUAUGAGUAAAGAAUAAUUAAAUAAAGAAGGUAGCCACUGUUGACAGGUUUUCGUGACUUUUUAACGCAAAAAUAUGUUUUGACAAGACAAAAAUUUGCGAAAAAACAUCGUACGCUAAUGUAAACACAAUCCAAUAUCGCUUGUGGCAAUUUCCAGCCUUGUUCAAAACGGAAAUUUGUCUCAUCAUAAACAUUUACGCAACAUUCGUCUUCGUAGCAAUUCGGCAUAAAUACAAAUGGCCUUGUAUGAGUGUAAACUUUAAAAGAAUGUAAAUUUACAUCGUCGAUUUGUUUCUAAGCAUUGUAUAAUUUCUUUUUUCAAUAUUCUAGAGACUGAAAGUCCAAAAUUGAGUCUAUAGUUUUGUACAUACGUCACUGUUGUAAUAUUGUAAUAAUAACGUGAGUAUUUAAGAAAGGUAAAUGCAAUAAAUUUUCUGUAUUAGAAAUCCUUUUGAUGUAAAUAAAACGCGGAUGGAAGACGUUGAUCUUCAAAGUAGUUAUUAACGAGAAUAAUAUAUAUUCGAAUUUAGACGAUACACGAAUAUGUAUUGAUGGCAAUGUAUAUUUUCAUUAAACAAAAAUAUUUACAUUUUAAAUUCACAUUAACUUUAAUGUCAACAACUUAACUGUAAUUGUAGAGCGUUGGUGUCUUUGAACAUGUAGAGUCAGAUAUAUUUCUAAUAUAAAUGGGUUAAGUUAAACAAAUAAUUGAUGUUAAAAUAUUACAUGUUGUAUCAUUUUGUUAGCUUCGAACGUCUUUUAACCGUUUUCCCAAAAAGGUGUGUGAAUAGAUGCAAUAAAAUUUAAUACAGAAAGAU
Trichoplusia ni (cabbage looper) is the source of this 5452-nucleotide messenger RNA. RefSeq names its product homeobox protein caupolican (gene mirr). Gene Ontology annotation, molecular function: DNA-binding transcription factor activity, RNA polymerase II-specific; RNA polymerase II cis-regulatory region sequence-specific DNA binding. Lineage: Eukaryota; Metazoa; Arthropoda; Insecta; Lepidoptera; Noctuidae. Gene Ontology annotation, biological process: neuron differentiation; regulation of transcription by RNA polymerase II; cell development. Bases 1804 to 3105 code for a protein of 433 amino acids. The record is from RefSeq and is a predicted model, not a curated record. The transcript is spliced from 5 exons. Gene Ontology annotation, cellular component: nucleus.